This is a messenger RNA of Brassica rapa (field mustard), 3187 nucleotides long. RefSeq names its product root phototropism protein 3. Gene Ontology annotation, molecular function: protein binding. The record is from RefSeq and is a predicted model, not a curated record. Lineage: Eukaryota; Viridiplantae; Streptophyta; Magnoliopsida; Brassicales; Brassicaceae.
UGUCAUUGAAAUUUAGUUAUAUACCAUAUAAAAUAAAUAAAAUGAUUGUUUUGAUUUAUUUACCAAAAUAAUAUCGUAAAUAAACAAGAUGUAUUGUUUUGAUUUAUGUUUUUACUCUAAUUUAAUUAUAUACAUAAUAAGUAAAUGAAUACAAAUAAAUAAUAAUAGAUAAAAAUUAGUUUUAUAAAUAACAUUCAUUCCGCGCAAUUGCGCGGGUCUUAAGCUAGUUUACAUAUGGAUUCAGCAACAAUGAUACAACACUUUCUCUAACUGGUAGAACUUAUCACUUUCAAACUAUAAAUUCAAAGUAUUGAAUGAAGGAGGAAUAAUUUGAAGGAAAGUAAGAGGAGAUAUAUGCAGAAAUUGAGAAGAAAACGUUAGGGAAAUGCAUGGACUUGUAUGAAAACUCCAAAUAAGAAAAAUGAGCAAAGAAACAAAUAAAAAGUUAAAAUGCCAUUGUAGAUAGAGAUGAUUCAACAACAUCAAAAACAGGUAGGCAAAGAAGAAGGAACUAGGCUUUGUCAUAUCAAUAGUUUAAUGACACUCACUCUCCAACUUGUCCCUAUAUUUAUAGUUUAAAAAAAAAACUGAAUCAUAUAGUUUGUUUUCACCUCUGAUCUCUUCACUGAAAAUCAUGUAACAUCUGUCAGUAACUCAAUUAUUCUUUGUAAAAUCUAAAACAGACAUAUACACUCUAGUUUUAUAAGAUAAGAGUGGGCAGAGUGUUGAUUAUAUAUGAUAAUUGAGAAGCAAAGUGCUACAAGCCCAUUACUUCACAGCCUGUAGAUACAAAUAUCAGAGACUUAGUUUUAAAUUCUCUCUGAGAAAAUAGACAAUUCAGAGAAAGCUCCAAAUCUUAUAGCAAUCCCAUGUGGGGAUAAGCUCUUCUUUCUCUUUCAUCUUUAUAAUCAAAAACUAAUCAGUCUCUCCUUUCUUGGAACUGUUUAUUUCACACUCUUUCCACUUCCAAUCUUCUCCUCUCUCUCUCUCUCUAGUAUCUUCUCUUGCUUCCAUCACAAAGAGUUUGUGAAAGAUGUGGGAAUCUGAGAGUGACUCCGGGGUUGUAGGAGGAGGAGGAAGAGAGUAUGGUAAUGGAGUUUUGAGUUCUAACAAACAUGCCGGCGUCAAGACUGAUGGGUUUGAGCUUAGAGGCCAAUCUUGGUUUGUUGCUACGGACAUCCCCAGUGAUCUUCUGGUUAAAAUAGGCGACAUGAACUUUCACUUACACAAGUAUCCGUUGCUGUCACGCAGCGGGAAGAUGAACAGGUUGAUCUACGAGUCACGAGACCCUGACCCGACCAUACUUCUUCUUGAUGAUCUACCUGGAGGACCAGAAGCGUUUGAGCUCGCAUCCAAGUUCUGCUACGGAGUUCCCGUGGAUCUCACGGCAACUAACAUAUCAGGUCUGCGUUGCGCAGCCGAGUAUCUCGAGAUGACAGAGGAUCUUGAGGAAGGGAACCUAAUCUUCAAGACAGAAGCCUUUCUCAGCUACGUGGUUCUGUCUUCGUGGAGAGACUCGAUCUUGGUGCUAAAGAGCUGUGAGAAGCUCUCACCGUGGGCUGAGAAUCUUCAGAUUGUGAGGAGAUGUAGUGAAUCUAUUGCUUGGAAGGCUUGUAGUAAUCCAAAAGGGAUUAAAUGGGCUUACACAGGGAAGUCACCAUCUCCAUCAACUGCUAAUAACUUCGCGAGUUCUAGUCCUAAAUGGAAAGACCCAAAGGACUCAGGUUUCUAUUCUAGCCCGAGUAGGAACAAUAAUAACAACAACCAGCCUGUUCCUCCAGAUUGGUGGUUCGAAGAUGUAUCCAUCUUGAGAAUCGAUCACUUCGUUCGUGUCAUCACUGCGAUCAAGGUGAAAGGUAUGAGAUUCGAACUUCUCGGAGCAUCAAUAACGCAUUACGCAGGAAAAUGGCUACCUGGUCUGAUCAAAGAAGGAACUCCAGACGAAAUGAGUGUGAGCCACGGAAGCAACAGCAGCGGAGGAAGCUCCGGCCCCGACUGGAGAGGCGGUCUCCACAUGGUCCUCUCCGGAAAACCAAACGGACAACAUCAACAAGACUCAGCCCCUUACCUCGCCGGACACGGAAUCAGCCCCAAAGACCAACGCAUGAUCGUCGAGUCCCUAAUCAGCAUCAUCCCUCCACAGAAAGACUCCGUCACCUGCACCUUCCUCCUCCGCCUCCUCAGAGCAGCCAACAUGCUCAAAGUAGCCCCCGCGCUGAUCACUGAGCUGGAGAAACGCGUCGGGAUGCAGUUCGAGCAGGCGACUCUUCAGGAUCUUCUGAUUCCGAGUUACAGCAACAAGGGAGAGACGGUGUACGACGUUGAUCUUGUUCAGAGGCUGUUGGAGCAUUUUCUCGUUCAGGAGCAGACGGAAGGGUCGAGCCCGAGUAGAAUGUCGCCGUACGCCGACGCCGGAAUCCCGAGAGCGAAUAGCAUUAGUGGUGGUGGUGGUAACGGUGGCAGUAAUCAGAACGCGAAGAUGAGAGUGGCGAGGCUUGUGGAUAGUUAUCUUACUGAAGUUGCUAGAGACAGGAACUUGCCGUUGACCAAGUUUCAGGUUUUGGCUGAGGCUUUGCCUGAAUCUGCAAGGAGUUGUGAUGAUGGACUAUACCGAGCAAUUGAUUCAUAUCUCAAGGCUCAUCCGACGUUGUCGGAACACGAGAGGAAGCGGCUAUGCAGAGUGAUGGACUGUCAAAAGCUAUCAAUGGACGCAUGCAUGCACGCGGCUCAGAACGAGAGGUUACCAUUACGAGUGGUGGUUCAAGUCCUCUUCUCGGAGCAAGUGAAGAUCAGUAACGCCUUAGCCAACACAUCACUCAAGGAGUCAACAACGUUAGGAGAAGCCAUGGGUACUACUUAUCAACCAAUGAUCCCAAACCGUAAGACAUUAAUCGAAGCUACACCACAAUCUUUCCAGGCAAGAAGGGUGGGCUGCGGCUAAGAAGGAUAUUAAUACGUUGAAAUUCGAGUUAGAGACGGUGAAGACAAAGUAUGUUGAGCUUCAGAAUGAGAUGGAAGUGAUGCAAAGACAGUUUGAGAAAACAGGGAAAGUCAAGAACACUUCGUCUUCUGCUUGGACCAGUGGUUGGAAGAAGCUAAGUAAGUUGACUAAGAUGAGUGGACAUGAGACUCAAGAUAUGGUCGGAGGUGAACAAGUUGGUGUUGAUCAUCAACCCACGAGGAAACC